AUGAGGAGACUGCUCGUGCUUGCUUUGAUAGGCGGUUUCUAUCUAACAAGUGGAUACGUGAUCCAAUCAGUGGAGGAGGACAACGAAUACCCUCCUCACUACGAGGUACAUUUAUGGGAGGGAAAGCAGCUAACGCUGGCAGAUUAUACAAACAGAAAGCUGUACUUUCCUCGCUGGUACUAUGAAGGACGACUUCUCACCGACCCGCGCUGCCGUGUGACGCAGAUCAAUCUGGUGUGCCCUUCUGUAUCGCUCCACGAUAGUGGCCGGUACGAGUUGGUAGCAACGGAUCGAAACGAUCGCCGGUACCUCGUAAUGUCGGUGCAAGUUACCGUGACCAGGGCUGUACCGGAACCUCGAGUGUUCGAACCGGUGUCACGGUUUGUAGAGGAGGUUGAGCGAGUGCCAGCUCGCCAGGACCUGUAUUACGACGAUUGCUUCUGCUCGGGCAUAACCGGACGCUGUCGGAUGGCGGAAGAUCUUUACCGAUCUGUGCACAACUUCAACCUCUCCAGUGCCGAACCUAUCGAGCGUAUCUUAAGUGCAACGGAUACCACACCGGAACGGUGCAUUGCCAUCCCGGGUAGCGUUUGGGCCGGGAACCUCAUCACGUCCUACGGCGGAUACCUUCGCUUUCCGGUCACCAACGAGUGCUACGUGGAGCGAACGAAACCGUGCAUCAUACUCGCCGACAAGCACGGCCUAGCGAUCGGACACUUUCUUCCGCCACGCCACGAUAAACGUCCGCUGAGUGUGCACAUGAAGGAAUCGAGCUGGAAGUUGCUGAACGCAACGGAAGAGUCCGGGACGCAGCCCGACACGUACGGCGCAGCGCCGGUGGACAAGUUCACCUUCAUGUCGGUGCUGAGCCACAUCCACACGGUGUACAUUCGGGGUCGGUACCGCUCGCAUGAGGACAACGUGCUGUCGAUCGACCUGGCGUCACCGUACGACGAGGGAUUGGGCAAGGUCAGCACGGUCGAGGAAUGCUUGUGCCACCGGGGCUACGCGGGUCUGUCGUGCGAGCGUUGUGAGAGGGGUUACACUCGAGAUGACGAAAUGAUCAGCUCGACUGGAGUGUGCAUAAGCCUUUCCGAUCUGUGGCGUUCCAUCAAGCGGAAGUACAAUGUUGAUUAAUGUCCUAGCCAUAAUCGCAAUAGUUCUUGUAAUGAUGGUUGGGUUGUCAAUCUAAUUACGAAAUAAAGGAAUU
Molecule: messenger RNA, 1210 nt
Organism: Anopheles coustani
Lineage: Eukaryota; Metazoa; Arthropoda; Insecta; Diptera; Culicidae
Product: laminin subunit alpha-1-like
Exons: 3
Coding region: 1-1137 (378 amino acids)
Source: RefSeq, a predicted model, not a curated record